AUGAAAAGACUUUCCAACCUGAAGCCCAUUCAUAAAAAGCAACCCAUUUGUCAUGAUGAAAACGGACUUCCAAGGCGACUGCGUACCGCAUACACAAACACUCAACUUUUAGAACUAGAAAAAGAAUUUCAUUUCAACAAGUACCUGUGUAGACCAAGAAGAAUUGAAAUAGCAGCUUCGUUAGAUCUUACAGAACGACAGGUAAAAGUGUGGUUCCAAAAUCGUCGAAUGAAGCAUAAAAGACAAAGUCUUGGUAAGCAAGAUGGAGAUGGUGACGAUAAAGACUCGGUCACAAGUGAAGGGGGUAAAAGUGCAAAAUUAUCUGAUAAGUUUUUGGAUGAUGAAAUGUCCAAGAAAAGUUGCCAGGGGUGCGAAAUGCCUUCAGCAGGUUUAUGUGGGGUGGCUCCAGAAGAAGUUCCUGACAUAACAUCAUCCAGAGUCAACAAUAACAAUACACCAAGUGCUACAAAUAAUAAUACAGGGGCAUUUAGUAGCGGCAAUUCAACUGGUUCUAGUAGCAUCGGCAGUGCUGGAUCAUUUGACAAAUUAUUAGAAGAAGAUUCCCGAUCCAAUGAAGAAUGUGGAGGUCCAGGACCUGGUGGAGGAUCCAAAUCGAAAAAAGGUAGCGGAACUCCAAGUACAGCUAACAUUAAGGUUGAAAAUAGAAGAAAUUCUCCAAAUUCUUGUGAUAGAAAAGUCAGUUUAGGCAAAAUAUCUCCAAGCAGUAGUAAAGACGCUUUAAAUCCAGUAGAUAGUAGUGGUAGUUGUUCGCCUUCGAUUAAUACAAAAAUGUCACCUAAAAACCCACCGAUUGUUCAUGGAACUUCUCCCAACGUGCAGCACACUAAUAAUUCAUUAGGUAUGUCUCCAAGCAUGAUGUACUCUCCCCAUAUACAAAGAUCCUCGCCUACAACAGCUACAGCUAUAGCGUCAGCUACAAUAACCAUCCAAAAUAUGCCUUCCAAUUCGAUACCAGCGUUUGCGAGCAGGGGGGUUGUACCUUUUGGAAAUACUCAGUACCAAGUUAAUACGCAUACUCAAGUGGAUUAUGGCAAAACCAAGAGCACCUAUGGAAUGGGACAGCAAAUGUAUUCUGACGGCAUGUAUAAUCCAGAUCACCCAACAAUGCAAGAAACACCGCCUUACAGCCGAACAACUCCGCUUUCAAGAACGAGCCGUAGAAAUCAAAAUUUCCAUCAAAGUUAUUCGCAACAGCACGCAGCCUACAAUUACGCAUAUAACAAGUCUCAUGGGACUGAAAACUAUCCUGUAGCAACUGGCCAGAACAGCUACAGUCAAGCGUACCAUCCAACAGAACAUGGAGGCUACAAUCAUUAUCCUUAUACUGGUAACAACAUGUACAAUUCCGAAGGCACUGAGAAUAUGCAAUCACAUAUGCCCAACAGCAUGGGUUAUUAUGAAUCAACUUACCCCAGCAGCACUCAAGUGCCUCACAACGGUGACUCUUCUUACACAAUGACCUCAGAAGUGUUUGCAGGCUCCAACAGCACUCCAGCAGGAGUAAUGACGCCACCUUCUAGCGUUCCAACAGAAAACAGCGAGGGCUACAAUAAUUUCCAUCAAUACUACAGCGCUGAAAACGCUCCUCCGGCUAACCAACAAGUAGCUCAACCCCAAAACAGCAACGGUUCUUCAGAUUUCAAUUUUUUAAGUAACUUGGCUAAUGAUUAUAUACCCGAGUACUACCAGAUCUGAUGUAAUAAUAAUAAUAAUAGUGCAAUCGAAGCAUUCUCGCAUGAAUGUCAUUGUUAAAUUUUUUUGUUGUUGAUUUAUAGGGUCCUUUUUGUUUGUAAAAUUGUUAAAAAUCCUUCUUACAGUGUGCAUGUAAAUAGCACAAAUUUAGACAAUCCGAAAAUGUUUGUUUAUAUGUAAAUAGAACAAUCAGUGCUUAACAAUCAGAUAAAUAAGAAAUAUCAAGGAAACUAUUUUAAUUUCUUCUAAGAGUUUUAAUUAUUGACUCCUCACUAUUGUAUGCUGAUAAUUUAUUGAAUUACCCAAGCAAGUUCUGUCGUUCACCAUUCCGUCAGGUCACAUUUUAGCAAAGGGGUUUCAAUACAAAUACAAAAUGUUACACACAUCUAAGUUAUAAGAGUUAUAUCAAAAAUCAUGUAAAUAUUUUAGGUUGAAUAUUAUUAUUGUAUACGGCCUGAUCCAAUGACACACAUUCAUUCGUAUUUCUAGCAUUUUAAUUCAUAAAUAUAUGACUUUAGCUUUAAAGUUUUGUUUUAUUUUAAAGAAUUUAUGCAUGAUGGAACAGGACCAAUCACAAAUCGAGGAAAAUACAGACACACCAGCUAUUUAGAGAAGCCAAAAGAAAAUUUUAAAUGAUAAAUAAAGCUUCAUUCAAAUCAUCUCUGAUGUACAAAAUAAAACCUACUAUUGCUAGGCAUAAUAAAAAAAUCAAAUUAUAAUAUCAUAUAAAGUUAACUAAUGAAGGAAAGUUACUUAAUUUAAGGAUUUGCCACAUUAGGUGAAGAACUCCUAUCCCUAAAAUCACUAGACUCCUCCAAAAACCGAUCCAUAAAGUCAGUGACUCCUGGAUGCAGGACAUAUUUCUUCUUCUCAAGUCUUAUCUUAUUAGCAAACAUAUCGUGCCUCUCGCUCUUCUUCCACAAAUAAUAAAAUUGCACCAAUUCCCCCACUGACCUUGUUCUGACUUUGUUUUGCUGAGUCAUCCAAAAGUUUUUACCAAAAAGCCUUAUGCCAGCUUCGAAGUUUCUGCAUUCCUCUUCUGACCAAUUUUGCAUGGCUUCUUCUUCAUAUAGGUGUUUGUUGACUUGAAGUCUUCUUAAAGCUUCUUCAGUAUUGUGGCCACACUGUUGAAGCAAGUGUAAAGCUGGUUCAUUAUCUCUUAAAUGUUUGCCCAUUGGAAGAGAUGAUUUACAAAUGGCUGAAGCUUCUCUAAGGUAAUUUUCAAUAGUUUCAGAAGUAAUGGGCACAGGAUCCCACAACAAUUUAUCAUCAUUUUCAUAAGGCAAAGCAUCCCCAUAAUGGGACAAGCCUUCAGGAAUAACCGCUUGAUAAUCUCCUCCAACCAUAAUUGUUUUCAUAAUCAUUGGAGCAGGUUCUUCAGCAGGAUGAGUCGAAUGCAACCUAUCCUCAUCCUCUUCAAUAACUUUGGAUCUCAGCAACCUUGAAGCAUCAGGAUACUUAUCAUCAUACCUUUUAGGCAGUUCAUUUUCUUGAUUUUCUGAUUCGUAGAAAAGCUUCGAAUAGUUUUGGCUGGACAUGUCUGAACUCGAACUUGAAUCUCCCAAUUCCUCAAAACCGAUACCGUCCUCAAAAUUUUUAGUGAGAUGGCUCACCGACGAUUUUGCUUUAAUGUAACCACUGCGUGAAUUGAUAGCUAUGGAUGUUCUAUAAACUUCCAUCUUAUGAUGACGGGGGCUGAUUUAAUACAGUGACAUUUUGGAAUGGAUUUCUUCAAAGCC
Messenger RNA from Ceutorhynchus assimilis (cabbage seed weevil), 3452 nucleotides. The record is from the annotation of a GenBank genome assembly. Lineage: Eukaryota; Metazoa; Arthropoda; Insecta; Coleoptera; Curculionidae.